AUGUCUCCCCGCACCAUCAAGACCAGUCUCGUCAACCACAUUCUCCGAUCUCGUCGUACGUUCUCGACGUCGCGAGUAUCCAACGCGGACUUUACGCAUGCGGUCAUUGGCGCGGGCGUCGUUGGGCUCGCCAUUGCACGGCAGCUGGCUGCGCGACAGGGUACAUCAACAUUGCUCCUCGAACGACACGGUGCAGCGGGGACAGAAACGAGCAGUCGAAAUUCCGAGGUAAUCCACGCGGGCAUAUACUACCCAGCCGACUCGCUCAAAACACGGCUCUGCAUCGAGGGCAAAAACUUGCUGUACAAUCUAUGUGCCACGCAAAAUAUCCCGCACCGCCGGACGAAGAAAUGGAUCGUCGCACAGACCGACGCUGAAUGGGAAGUCUGCCUAAAACUGCGCCAGCAUGCGCAGGAUAUUGGCGUACCGACGUGCCUUGUUAGCCACGAAGAAGCGGCACGCACAGAGCCCGACGUGCAGGCACUGGCGGGUGUCGUCGAGUCACCCACGACGGGGAUUGUGGAUGCGCAUUCUCUAAUGACCUGUUUGCAGGGCCAGUUUGAGGAUCGAGGCGGAGAUAUCGCUUUUCAAACAGCCGUUACACGCGUUGAGCCGAUUAAUGGUGGGAAAGAAGGGUAUCGGAUAUUCACCUCGUCAUCUCCUGAGGCUGUUGAUCAGGAGGAAACCUCAAUUACAGUGGACACGCUCAUCAACUCGGCCGGUCUGUACGCCUGCCACAUAAACAACAUGAUCCUGCCCCCCGAGCGCCACAAACAGCCGUUUUAUGCCAAGGGCUCGUACUUUUCGUAUAGUGCUUCAAAGCCAACUUCAUCCACUUUGAUCUACCCAGCCCCUGUCCCUGGGCAUGGCGGCCUAGGCACACAUCUCACCCUCGACAUGGGCGGCCGCAUCCGUUUCGGUCCAGAUGUCGAAUGGGUCGAUUCUCCGGAUGACUAUCGGCCCUCGCCGGCACGUCUACAGCAAGCCCUGCCCGAAAUCAGACGAUACUUACCAAGCAUUGAGGCUGAUGCAAUCGCGUCGGACUACUGCGGGAUCCGCCCCAAAUUGGGCCAUGCGAGUUCGAACACGGCUGGUAAAGGAUUCCAGGAUUUUGUUAUUCGGGAAGAGGAAGGGUAUGCAGGGUUUGUGAAUUUGCUGGGGAUUGAAAGUCCUGGGCUGACUAGCUCGUUGGCCAUUGGAGAGAUGGUGGAGGGGCUAUUGUAUCGGAAUUAG
Molecule: messenger RNA, 1233 nt
Organism: Talaromyces rugulosus
Lineage: Eukaryota; Fungi; Ascomycota; Eurotiomycetes; Eurotiales; Trichocomaceae
Exons: 3
Coding region: 1-1233 (410 amino acids)
Cellular component (GO): mitochondrion
Molecular function (GO): (S)-2-hydroxyglutarate dehydrogenase activity; (S)-2-hydroxy-acid oxidase activity
Source: RefSeq, a predicted model, not a curated record